This is a messenger RNA of Punica granatum (pomegranate), 1525 nucleotides long. The record is from RefSeq and is a predicted model, not a curated record. NCBI's taxonomy places the organism in Eukaryota, Viridiplantae, Streptophyta, Magnoliopsida, Myrtales, Lythraceae.
CCAUCGGCACCGUUGCCUGCGAUCCCUCAAUUUCUGGUAGGAAUCUUCAGCAGUCGCUGUCUGAGCUUUUUUUUCACCAGUCUAAACCAGUUCUUGAUCUUGGCCCAAGUGGGGGGAAAAAACAGUUUUUUGACCACACACAACAUCGAUUGAUUGGUCGGAGGUUAAUGGGUGUUUGUCUGAUUGAGCCGAAAGGAAAGGGGUUUAUGAUCUCAAUCUUUCUUCUCCACCCUAAUCUCGUUCAGACUAGGCAGCCAAGUGAGUCACCCGACACGUAUUAUCAGCCUUACAGAGUCCGAAGUUCUCACGAUAACAAUGGCAGCAUCAGCAGGCGUUUUCCAGACUCGUCCAUGGUGAUGUGAUGUGAGACUGUCAUCUACCAAGCAGCCACACGAUUUCAAGAUUCCGCUUGAGUACUGAUAAUUUUCAAAUGAUGGGUAAUGGUGGCAGUCUUAUGAGAUUUUUCCUCAGGAAGACAAUGGAAACAGAGAGCAGCGUUACAGGAGGAUACCGGCGCAGAUUCACUGGGUUUUUGCGGAAAUGCAUGUUCAGUGUUUUGUCCAUGGGUCCUGUUCCCAACCAUAUUGCUUUCAUCAUGGACGGGAACCGACGGUACGCUAAGAAACGAAACCUCCAGUUAGGGGAAGGCCACCGGGCAGGGUUCGCCUCACUCAUGUGGAUCCUUGGCUACUGCUACGAGCUGGGUGUGAAGUAUGUCACAAUCUAUGCCUUCAGCAUUGAUAACUUCAAGAGGCGGCCCAAUGAGGUCCAGGUUCUGAUGGACCUGAUGCUUGAGAAGAUUGAUGAGCUGCUCAAGGAGGAGAGCUUAGUGAGGCAAUACGGCAUUCAGCUAUAUUUCAUCGGUAACUUGAAGCUUCUGAGCGAUAAUGUGAGGGAAGCAGUAGAGAGGGCCAUGGAGAUCACGGCCAAGAACAACAAGCUUGUGCUCUUAAUCUGCGUACCCUAUACUUCAACAGAUGAGAUCUUGCACGCGGUCGAGGAAUCGUGCCAGGACAAGCUUGACCAUAGCCAGGCGGUCAAGCAGACAAAUGGCUCAACCGAUCACUGCAACCAAACGUCACAGGAAGAUCACGAACAUGAUAUAAAGGUGGUCGACAUUGAGAAGCGGAUGUACAUGGCAGCGGCUCCUGAUCUGGACAUCUUAAUAAGGAGCUCGGGUGAAACCCGACUCAGCAACUUCCUCCUCUAUCAAUCUGACAAGUGCCAGCUCUACUCACCAGCAGCACUGUGGCCGGAGCUCGGGCUGUGGCACUUCGUGUGGGCGGUGCUAAGCUACCAGAGGAGCUACUCUUACUUCGAGAAGAAGAGGAAGCAGUUGUGAUUCGGGCUGGUCGGAUACAUGUUUGUUGUGUACAAUAAUGCGCCGUUCAUCCCUUCUGGGUUUGAGCUCCGUAGUUGGAAGCAUCAUGUAUACACACAGAUUAAAAACUGGUGGUGUAUGGCUUCCAUUAUAAAGUAAUAUGAUUAUCCAUUAAAAAGAAAAAGGUAAUAUGAUUUUUUUUUU